Theobroma cacao (cacao) is the source of this 1650-nucleotide messenger RNA. RefSeq names its product serine/threonine-protein kinase SAPK3-like. The record is from RefSeq and is a predicted model, not a curated record. Gene Ontology annotation, biological process: protein phosphorylation. Lineage: Eukaryota; Viridiplantae; Streptophyta; Magnoliopsida; Malvales; Malvaceae. Gene Ontology annotation, molecular function: ATP binding; protein serine/threonine kinase activity.
GAAAGAGGCGUAAAACAUGGCUUGACUCGUAAACUUAUAGGAGUUUGCUGGUUAAGGACUGUAGGAGGAGAGGGUUGCUUAGGUGGGCUUCUUGCUUUCAAGCCGUCUUUCUCUACAAUUUUUUUGUUUCUUUUGGAUUACUAUCAUAUUUUCUUGGUCUUGGUCUUCUUAGUUUCAAACUCCUUAUAGACUAUCUCUCUUUGAAAAAAUUCCAUCUAGAGACAAGAGAUUACUCUUGUUUUUGUGGAAGUUUUCACAUUUUCUUUUUUAUUUUUAUCUGGGUUUUUUUUAAUAAUUAUUAUUGGUGUGAUGGAGGAGAGGUAUGAGCCAUUGAAGGAGCUUGGCACUGGGAAUUUUGGAGUGGCAAGGUUGGUGAAAGAUAAGAGGACAACAGAGCUUGUUGCGGUCAAAUAUAUUGAAAGAGGAAAGAAGAUUGAUGAAAAUGUUCAGAGGGAAAUCAUUAACCACCGAUCUUUAAGGCACCCAAACAUUAUCAGGUUCAAAGAGGUUUUAUUGACUCCAACACAUUUAGCUAUUGUCAUGGAGUAUGCUGCUGGUGGUGAACUCUUUGAGAGAAUAUGCAGUGCAGGUCGAUUUAGUGAAGAUGAAGCAAGAUUUUUCUUCCAGCAGCUAAUAUCCGGAGUCAGCUACUGUCAUUCCAUGCAAAUUUGUCACAGAGAUCUGAAACUGGAAAACACACUUCUGGAUGGAAGUCCAACACCACGUCUUAAAAUCUGUGACUUUGGUUACUCCAAGUCUGCUGUGUUGCACUCACAACCAAAAUCAACUGUUGGAACACCAGCUUAUAUAGCCCCGGAAGUCCUAUCACGAAAGGAAUAUGAUGGAAAGAUUGCAGAUGUUUGGUCCUGUGGUGUGACAUUAUACGUGAUGUUGGUAGGAGCAUACCCCUUUGAGGAUCCUGAAGAUCCUAGAAAUUUCCGUAAGACCAUUGGUAGAAUAAUGAGUGUCCAAUACUCCAUACCGGACUAUGUGAGGGUGUCUGCAGAUUGCAGAUAUCUUCUUUCCCAUAUCUUUGUUGCCGAUCCUGCCAAGAGGAUUACCAUCCCAGAGAUUAAGCAGCAUCCUUGGUUUCUGAAAAAUUUACCAAAAGAGCUGGUUGAAAUUGAGAAAACAAACUAUGCGGAAUCAGAACGUGGCCAACCAUCUCAAAGUGUUGAAGAAAUAAUGCGUAUCAUACAAGAGGCAAAGACACCGGCUGAAGGCGCCAAAGUUGGUGAACAAGCUGCUGCUGGGUCAUCAGACCCUGAUGAUGCUGAGGCAGCUUUAGAAUCUGAGAUUGAUGUCAGUGGUGAUUUUGAUGACCCUAUGUGAGCAUGGCCUUUGAAAUUGCUUCAAGAAGAUUUGUUAUUUCUAAGCUUGUAGUAUUUUUCGGGUUACAGUGUUGAUACGCUUUAAUCAGACUGGAAAUGCUGUACAGCAGACUUACAGUAGAGUGUGUUGCCUUGCAGGCAGCAAGAAACUUUUGUGGGUAUCAUAUAAUCAAUUGCUGUCCCAUAUUGUAAAUUUCACACUUUGUGAAACAUCUUGCAUAAGCAUAAACGGAUUUCAAAUCUUGCAUUAUUUUGUACUCCUUUGAACACUAACAAUGUUACAGUUUAUAUUUUGUAACCAGGAUGUAAUUUUGCACUU